Ilex paraguariensis (yerba mate) is the source of this 1467-nucleotide messenger RNA. The record is from the annotation of a GenBank genome assembly. NCBI's taxonomy places the organism in Eukaryota, Viridiplantae, Streptophyta, Magnoliopsida, Aquifoliales, Aquifoliaceae.
UAUGUUAGUGAUUCAGAAUAAUUAUCCAGGCUGUCCUAGCUCUUCUCUGUGAUGGAAGGGGAAACAUCAUGGGUCAGUCAUUGCCUUGAUGACAGUACAAAGAAUGUUGGUGAGUAUAAUUCAUUUUCAGAACUUAGUGAUGAAGGUAAUAAAGAAGUUCCAGCAGUAUCCAUGGAUUUGAUCUUGCCUGAUGACUUGUUAGAACGAAUUCUAGCUUAUCUCCCCAUUGCAAGCAUUUUUAGGGCAGGUUGUGUGUGUAAAAGGUGGCAUGAUAUAGUAAGUUCAGAAAGAUUCUUGUGGAACUUGUCACUUCUCCUGACACAAAAGCCUUGGUAUUUUAUGUUUACAAGCUCCGAUGAACCAACUGGUUAUGCCUAUGAUCCUAUCCUUCGAAAAUGGUAUGGCAUUGAAUUUCCCUGCUUUCAGACACCAAAUUGGCUUACUGCUUCAUCAUAUGGCCUUGUUUGUUUCAUGGACAACGAUAGUCAAAGAGAGCUAUAUGUCUGUAACCCAAUUACUAAAGGUUGCAAGCGGCUUGUGGAGCCUCCAGGCCUGAAAUCUUCUGAUUUCAGUGCACUGGCAAUCUCGGUAAGCCAGAUAUCUCGCAAUUACAAUGUGUCAAUUGUGAAAUCUAAGCAAGUGCCUGGAAACUUCUUUCAGUGGGAUCUCUCAAUUCAUGUUUAUGACUCUGAAACAAUGAUGUGGGCAACCCCUUUAACAGAGGUUUUGACAGGGUGGAGAGGUGGUGAGGAGAGUGUGAUCUGUGAUGGGGUUUUGUACUUCUUAAUUUACUCUACUGGGGGUGGCAUGCCUGAUAAUCGUCAUGGCCUAGUGGCCUAUAACCUCUCAAGCCGAUUGUCCCAUGGUUUGUUGAAGAGGAGUUUUAUCCGAGUGCCUUGUUCUCUUACUUGUGGCCGUUUGAUGAGCCUCAAGGAGAAGUUGGUGAUGGUUGGGGGGAUUGGUAAACCAGAUUGGCCUGACAUAAUUAAGGGGAUUGGCAUUUGGGUUCUCAAUGGAAAGGAGUGGCAAGAAAUUGCUCGUAUGCCUCAUAAGUAUUUCCAAGGAUUUGGAGAAUUUGAUGAAGUUUUUGCUAGCAGCGGUGCUGAUGACCUUAUAUACAUCCAGAGCUAUGGAGCUCCGGCUCUUCUUGUUUUUGACGUUAAACAGAAGCAAUGGAGGUGGUCUCAGAAAUACCCUGUUACAAAGAGGUUUCCGCUUCAGCUCUUUAAUGGUUUUUGCUUUGAACCCAGGCUUGAAUUUACUCCUUAAUUCAGUCUCUCAUUGGUUUCAUAUCUGUUGUAAUGAAAAUAUUCAUCCCAACUUCCCACAAUUUUUUGUGUUUUCACCUACAUAUCAAUUGCUGUGAUUUCUGUGUUCUGCUUAAAGGUUUAUACGAAAUGUACCAGCCAACGAGGCUGCUAAUUCAUGAAAUGGGAAAUAUAUUGUUAGGAAGCAAAUACAAUUAAG